AUGGGCACAGAUUUGCCUUCUGGACAGAGAAAGCGUCCCCUCUUCUUCAGGGAUCUCUACAGCCUGUCUUCAGGGUUCCAAAGGCAACCCCCUCUAUAUCUUACUAAACUUCAAUCAGACAGAAUCAGAGACCUUGGUUCUCCAGACUCCUUCAGAAGACGGCCACAUUUUAAAUGGCUUAACAGUGUCUGGACAUGGAGCAGGUUCUGUGCAGAAUUCAGGAGAGAGUAUUACAACAUGUACACCAUUGAGAUCUGCCAUGGGUAUGGGGAGCAGUUCAAACAAUCCCCACGAGCUGUUCUCAAUGAACCCAGAAAUGUCCGUCUAUAUUCCACAAACAUGAAUUUGGUGCUGCGGUGGGAUUCACCUGAGGGGGAAACCAAUGACCUUCUCUACACCGCAGAAUGCAUUACCUCUGUCCCACUGUGCCAAAUGGGUUGUGUCAACAUUUCAACCUUUGAAUGUGACUUCACCAGCCUCAACAUCUACCUCAGUGUGUAUGGAAGCUAUAAAGCCAGAGUGCGGGCACUGCGAGGUUCAGAGAGCUCUUCUUGGGUGGAAAGCAAACAGAUAACCUUGAGCAAGUAUACCUUAAUAGGUUCACCUAAUGUGCUGCUCUUUUCCAAUGGUGCCACAAUUGAAAUUCAAAUUGAAGAGCCAGAAUUUGCAACCUCAAACUUUAAUAAUGUGUUUGGCCCUUCCACUUACAACAUAACUUACUGGAAAGAUGACCAGAGUGAAAAGGGAAAACACAUCACCUCACUGAGUAACCGACCGGUUCUAAAUGACCUGGACCCAUGGACCAAGUAUUGUGUCCAGGUCCAAAUCAUGGCAGAAGGGAGCAGGCGUAGUAUGCCAAGCCGUAAAGUUUGUGCGAGCACCACCGGUGAGAAUUUAGAAUCGGAUGCUGCGUAUGUGCCUGCAUUGGUCACAUUUCUCAUCCUGGCAAUGGCAGUCACGCUUUUGGUGAUUGCAGUGGUUUAUCGAAGAAGGAUUUCUGACUUUCUUUGUCCAGAAGACAAACUGUCUCAGUACCUAUUGGCAACCCCCAGCUCAUCUCUUUACUGGGCCAUGCACAACUGUGACAGACCUGAAGAGAUCUACAAUUCAGUCAACGUCAUUAGAGAAGAAAAGCCUGUGGAGUAA
Messenger RNA from Nerophis lumbriciformis (worm pipefish), 1146 nucleotides. NCBI's taxonomy places the organism in Eukaryota, Metazoa, Chordata, Actinopteri, Syngnathiformes, Syngnathidae. The record is from RefSeq and is a predicted model, not a curated record.